UACAUCAACUCCAAUACCACCUUCUACUCCUGCUAAUGAAGGAACAAUAUUACCAUCAACUCCGCAACUCAAUACCAGUAUAAUAACGAAUGGAAAUAAUAGUCAUCCUCGCUCAGUACAAAUAAGUUCAGAUCAACCGAGUCCUGUUCAAUCAAGUCCCAACCAAGCGAGUCCCCAAGUGAGUCCCCAAGUGAGUCCUCAAGUAAUUAACUACGCUCAAUCUAGCCCGAUAUCAACGCAAACUCCUCUAAGUCCAGCUAAUCAUAUACCGCAAUCGCAAACUCCAACGAUAACAACAAUAACUAAUAAUGUAUCAGCUCCCACUACGCAACCUCAAACCACGUCUAAACAACCUUGGGAACAUGUAGAAGAUAUAAUGUCCAUUUUAAAAACUGCAUUUCCAUUGCUUGCGCUUACAAUGGAAACCAUGGUAGACCAAAUCCAACAACGUCUUAAACCAUCUUCGGAUGAAGAUAUUUACAGACUGAUUGUCGCACUUUUAAAUGACGGAGUUCAG
Molecule: messenger RNA, 517 nt
Organism: Dentiscutata erythropus
Lineage: Eukaryota; Fungi; Glomeromycota; Glomeromycetes; Diversisporales; Gigasporaceae
Source: the annotation of a GenBank genome assembly